AUGUCCGUGUACGAGGAGGAGAUAGGAAGAGGGAUCAAGGGUAGGGUGAGAAGAGAAACCCUCCGUAUGUGGCAGGAGAGUUGGACAAACGACGCUGUCGGAAGGGUGACGCACACGCUGAUCCCCGACGCCUACCGAAAUUUACACAUAAACAAAUAUUUAGAUUUAUUAAAACAUGAAAACUUAAAUAAACUGAUUCCAAACGAAUUAAUAAAUAAGGAAACUGUAACUGCAAUUACAAUCUUACCAAAAUCAACAGCAAUCGAACCAACAUUAAUAGAACCAACAAAAAAAUCAACGUCAACAACAAUGGAACCAACAUCAACAGCAAUCGAACCAACAGUAAUGGAACCAACAGGAAUAGAACCAACAAACAAAUCAACGUCAACAACAAUGGAACCAACAUCAACAGCAAUCGAACCAACAGUAGUGGAACCAACAAACGAAUCAACGUCAACAACAAUGGAACUAACAUCAACAGCAAUGGAAUCAACAGUAAUGAAACCAACAAACGAAUCAUCGUCAUCAACAAUAGAAACAAGAUCAACAGCAAUCGAACCAACAGUAAUGGAACCAACAAACGAAUCAAUUUCAACAAUAAUGGAACCAACAUCAACAGCAAACGAACCAACAGUAAUGGAACCAACAGGAAUAGAACCAACAAACAAAUCAACGUCAACAACAAUGGAACCAACAUCAACAGCAAUCGAACCAACAGUAGUGGAACCAACAAACGAAUCAUCGUCAACGACAAUGGAACCAACAUCAACAGCAAUCGAUCCAACAGUAACAGAACUAACAAACGAAUCAAAGUCAACAACAAUGAAACCAACAUCAACAGCAAACGAACCAACAGGAACAGAACCUGCAAACGAAUCAACGUCAACAACAAUGGAACCAACAUCAACAGCAAUCGAACUAACAGUAAUGGAGCCAACAAACGAAUCAACGUCAACAACAAUGGAAGCAACAUCAACAGCAAAUGAACCAACAGUAAUGGAAUCAACAGGAAUAGAACCAACAAACAAAUCACCGUCAACAACAAUGGAACCAACAGCAACAGCAAUCAAACCAACAGUAAUGGAACCAACAAACGAAUCAUCGUCAACAACAAAGGAACCAACAUCAACAGGAAACGAACCAACAGGAAUAGAACCAACAAACGAAUCAACGUCAACAACAAUGGAACCAACAUCAACAGCAAUCGAAUCAACAGUAAUGAAACUAACAAACGAAUCAUCGUCAACAACAAUGGAACCAACAUCAACAGCAAUCGAACCAACAGUAACAGAACUAACAAACGAAUCAAAGUCAACAACAAUGGAACCAACAUCAACAGCAAACGAACCAACAGGAAUAGAACCAACAAACGAAUCAACGUCAACAACAAUGGAACCAACAUCAACAGCAAUCGAACCAACAGUAAUGGAACCAACAGGAAUAGAACCAACAAACAAAUCAACGUCAACAACAAUGGAACCAACAUCAACAGCAAUCGAAGCAACAGUAAUGGAACCAACAAUCGAAUCAGCGUCAACAACAAUGGAAGCAACAUCAACAGCAAUCGAACCGACAUCAUCAACAAUCGGACUAACGUCAACAACAAUUGAACCAACAUCAACAACUAUUAAUCCAACAUUAACUACAAUCGAAUCAAAAACAAUGGAACCAACAUCAACAGCAAUGGAAUCAACAGUAAUGAAACCAUCAAACGAAUCCUCGUCAACAACAAUGGAACCAAGAUCAACAGCAAUCGAACCAACAGUAACAGAACCAACAAACGAAUCAAAGUCAACAACAAUGGGACCAACAUCAACAGCAAACGAACCAACAGUAAUGGAAUCAACAGGAAUAGAACCAACAAACAAAUCAACGUCAACAACAAUGGAACCAACAGCAACAGCAAUCGAACCAACAAAUGAAUCAUCGUCAACAACAAAGGAACCAAUAUCAACAGGAAACGAACCAACAGGAAUAGAACCAACAAACGAAUCAACGUCAACAACAAUGGAACAAUUAUCAACAACAAUUGAACCAACGACAACAGCAAUCGAACCGAAAUCAUCAACAAUCGUUCCAACGUCAACACCAAUUGAAAAAACAUCUAUGGGAUUUUUAUUCCUAUUUGUAUUUUCAUUAAUUUUAAGUCUAUGUCCAUUCAUAUUCCUAUGUUAAUCAAUUUACAUUUUAAAACUUAUAUUUAUUAACCUUCAUGAAGUUCAUGAAGUUUAAAUAAUAAUAAAAAUAAUUUAAAUUAAUAAAAAUUCUGUUCGAAAAUAAAGUGUAUUCAAAGUUUUUCAAUGACGAGAGUGUUUAGGCCAUGUAAACAUAAAUAUUUCAGUUAAUUUGACAUUUUUUUUGUUUCUCUUUGAAAAAUUGAAGCACAUUAUCCUAUGGCCAGCAGAAUUAACUACACGGAAAAAUUUUUUGACUAUCUUCUGAACUAUGCUUAGUAAUUUAAAUGCACCUUAACCUAUAGAUAACAGAAAUAUCAGUUUUGGGUGUGAUGUUUUGUUAAAUCUUAGUAAUAUUGUUCUCUCACGCGUAAGGUACAUAUGUUGUACCUUAAAGACAUUAUACACUGAAUAUACAAAUGUCAACUGCAAAUGGAAAUUGAUUAAAUAAAUUCUAUAUCUGGUAAUUAAUUUCUACUUGAAGUUCAGGUUAAAAAAGUUAAUCCAAUCUUGCAAAUUAAUAAAAAAUAGGAUUUUAUUAAAGGUUAUUAAAAAUUUUGUCAUUUAAAAUUUUAUUUUACUUUAUGUACAAGGUUAUUUUAUUAUAAAUUUUUUGUACCUUAUUAUUGUUGCUAUUUUUAUUAUUAUAAACUAAUUUAAUGUGUAAUUUUAAUUCAUAACAUAUCAUUUAAAAUAUAUUUUUCUCGAAAAAUAAUUAAUUAUGUGCUUAAAAUAGUUAUCUCUAUUAAAGUAAUUACAUUUAUUAUUUAUAUUAUAUUUAUUUAUUAUAAUAUUUAUAUUUAUUAUUAUAAUUACAUUUAUUAUUUAAUUAUUAAAUACUGCUUCAAUAAAGUU
Molecule: messenger RNA, 3029 nt
Organism: Leptopilina boulardi
Lineage: Eukaryota; Metazoa; Arthropoda; Insecta; Hymenoptera; Figitidae
Product: mucin-2-like
Exons: 2
Coding region: 1-2175 (724 amino acids)
Source: RefSeq, a predicted model, not a curated record